Molecule: messenger RNA, 7352 nt
Organism: Dama dama (fallow deer)
Lineage: Eukaryota; Metazoa; Chordata; Mammalia; Artiodactyla; Cervidae
Gene: SLC6A7
Product: solute carrier family 6 member 7
Exons: 14
Coding region: 3862-5772 (636 amino acids)
Biological process (GO): sodium ion transmembrane transport
Cellular component (GO): membrane
Molecular function (GO): L-proline transmembrane transporter activity
Source: RefSeq, a predicted model, not a curated record
UCCAGGAACCACUGGCUUUUGCCUCUCCCCAGGCAUGGCCUGGAAGCAGAGAUCAAAUUGCCAACAUCUGUUGGAUCAUUGAAAAAGCAAGAGAGUUCCAGAAAAACAUCUACUUUAUUGACUAUGCCAAAGCCUUUGACUAUGUGGAUCACAACAAAAUGUGGAAAAUUCUUCAAGAGAUGGGGAAUACCAGACCACCUUACCUGCCUCCUGAGAAAUAUGUAUACAGGUCAAGAAGCAACAGUUAGAGCCAGACAGCCAACAGACUGGUUCCAACCUGGGAAAGGAGUACAUGAAGGCUGUAUAUUGUCACCCUGCUUAUUUAACUUAUAUGCAGAGUACAUCGUGAGAAAUGCUGGGCUGGCUGAAGCACAAGCUGGAAUCAAGAUUGCUGGGAGAAAUAUCAAUAACCUCAGAUACGCAGAUGAUACCACCCUUAUGGCAGAAAGUGAAGAACUAAAGAGCCUCUUGAUGAAAGUGAAAGAGGAGAGUGAAAAAGUUGGCUUAAAGCUCAACAUUCAGAAAACUAAGAUCAUGGCAUCUGGUCCCAUCACUUCGUGGCAAGUAGAAGAGGAAACAAUGGAAACCUUGAGAGACUUUUUUUUUUUUUGGGGGGGGGCUCCAAAAUCACUGCAGAUGGUGACUGCAGCCAUGAAAUUAAAAGAUGCUUGCUCCUUGGAAGAAAAGCUAUGACCAACCUAGACAGCAUAUUAAAAAGCAGAGACAUUAUUUUGCUGACAAAGGUCUGUCUAGUCAAAGCUAUGGUUUUUCCAGUAGUCAUGUAUGGAUGAGAGAGCUGGACUAUAAAGAAAGCUGAGCACCAAAGAAUUGAUGCUUUUGAAAUGUGGUGUUGGAGAAGACUUUUGAGAGUCCCUUGGACUGCAAGGAGGUCAAACCAGUCAACCCUAAAAGAAAUUAGUCCUGAAUAUUCAUUGGAAGGAUUGGUGGUGAAACUGAAGCUCUAGUACUUUGGCCACCUGAUGCGAAGAACUGACUCAUUGCAAAAGACCAUGAUGCUGGGAAAGAUGGAGGGCAGGAGGAGAAGGGGACAACAAAGGAUGAGAUGGCUAGAUGGCAUCACUGACUCAAUAGACAUGCGUUUGAGCAGGCUCCGGGAGUUGGUGAUGAACAGGGAAGCCUGGCAUGUUGCAGUCCAUGGGGUCGCAGAGUCAGACAUGACUGAGUGACUAAACUGAACUGACUGAGGCAUGGCCUUAGGCCCUCCUGGCUUUAUCUUCAAAGCGCAAAGAUUUCAGUGAAGUGGGCAUACAACCUCACUCCUCGAAGACAGUUUCCUCAGGUGCAAAAUGGGGAUGCACAAACUUGACUUUCCAGGCUGUUGGAAAGAACUAAAAUUUAGAUACUGGAUAUGAGCUCAUCAAUGCACACAGUAGGGCUCAAUGAAUUCCCUUUCACUUCACAUUCAUGGCUAAGGGCCUCCUUUCUUCCUGGGUCUGGAGAUGCCCUGCCUGCCCUGUGAGGCCAGGCUUAAAGAAAGGAGCAGGUGGGUGGGACCUAAAAACCACUCCGCUCCAAAAUCACUGCAGACGGUAAUUGCAGCCAUGAAACUAAAAGAUGCUUGCUCCUUGGAAGAAAAGUUAUGACAAACCUAGAGAGCAUAUUAAAAAGCAGGGACAUUACUUUGCUGACAAGGGCCUGUAUAGUCAAAGCUAUGGUUUUUCAAGUAGUUAUGUAUGGGUGUGAGAGCUGGACCGUAAAGAAGGUUGAGCACCAGAGAAUUGAUACUUUCGAUUUGUGGUGCUGGAGAAGACUCUUGAGAGUCCCUUGGACAACAAGGAGAUCAAACCAGUCAAUCCUAAAGGAAAUCAACCCUGAAUAUUCCUUAGAAGGAGUGAUGCAGAAGAUGAAACUCCAAUACUUUGUCCACGAGCCGACUCACUAGAAAAGACCCUGAUGCUGGGAAAGAUUGAGGGCAGGAGGAGAAGGGGGUGAUGGAGGAUGAGAUGGUUGGAUGGUAUCACUGACUCAAUGGACAUGAAAACUCCAGGAGAUAGUGAAGGACAGGGAAGACUGGCGUGCUGCAGUCCAUGUGGUUGCAAAUAGUCAGACCCGAUUUAGCAACUGAAUAACAACAACAAGUGGGACCUGGGGAGGAGAGGUAGACCUGGGAGCCCGCCAGGGCCUUUAUCCAAUCCUGUGCUGUGCUUUAAACUCUUCCUGUCUCCCACUCCACGGAGAGGAGAGGCAGCAGACACUUAAUCUCUUUCUCCCCAGAGAUUUCCCCAUGUUGGCUGCAGGUAGGGCAAUGCCUUGAGUGUCUGAACUGGGACACUUCUGAGAGUGAAAGGAGCAUGAUUUGCAAUGUAUAUGCUGGGCCUGCUACCAAAUACGGGUUCAAUUCCACAAACCAAUGCAUAUAAUCGUGCUUGCUCAGUCAUUUCCGACUCUUUGCGACCCCAUGGACUAUAGCCCACCAGGCUCCUCUGUCCAUGGAAUUUUCCAGACGAGAAUACUGGAGUUGGCUGCCAUUUCCUACUCCAGGGGUAUUCCCAACCCAGGGAAAGAACCCGAGUCUCUUGCAUCUCCUGCAUUAGCAGGUAGAUUCUUUAUUACUGUACCACCUAGGAAGCCCUAGCUAAUAAUUUCCCAUCCUACCUGUGGGCUCACUGGACCCUCACAACACUCUGAGAAGUCAGCCAAGCCCAAAUUGGCUGAUGACCCACUUUACAGACAGGAAACUAGAACAUUUUCAAGGUCAUACUUCUGGGGAACAGGAACCCACGUGUUCAUGAUCUAAGUCGCUAAUUAUCACCACCAUACAGUGGCACAUCCCCUAUUUUUUCUCCUUACCCCAAAGUUCUUGUUUCACUUUCAUCCCAAGGAAAGAGGCAUGUUCAGGACUGCUGCUAGUCUAGAAGGUCCAUGAGGCCUGACUCUGUCACAGCGUCCCUCACUAGCUCUGUGAACUUAACUCAACCUCCCUGUGCUUUGGUUUCCCCUUCUGUUAAAUAAAGAUAACAACCUCUUCUCCAGGUCACUGUGUUGAGAAAACAUUAGCACCUAGCCUAGGAUCUGGCGCACUUUAGGUGCUCAAUAAAUAUUGGUAGGUUAGGUGAUUGAAUAAAUACCUGACUACUGGCUGUUCAUUUGUUGGCAAGAGUGGACAACCCAUACUGGUCCAUAAAUGUUUACUGAGCCCCUACAAUGUGCCAGGCCCUAUGCUAAAAGUUUUCUUUGCACAAACUUCCUAGAUUCCUCACAUCCUUGUCAGGAAGGUAAGUUUGUUGUUCCCACUUCCCAGGUAAAGAAGCGACAGCACAGAGAGUUUAAGUCAGGUGGACAGGGUCUCCACAGAAAAGAGGAGGCACAGGGAUGCCGGAACCCAAGACCGGGCUGUUAGUGUUCAUGUGCAUGGCCUGUCUCCCUCAUUGCCCAGCUAGGGAGAGGGAGACCCAGAGAGGGCAGAGUACUUGCCCAAGGUCACGCAGGGAGCGAUAGCUGAGGCCUCAACACCGAGGGUUUCCUUCCUAGACUCCCCUCCUCACGCGCUCGGGGCCCCUCCAAUCCGCAGCUCUGCUUGCGGGGGUGUUCAUCUCUCCCCGCCCCCCCGCCUCUCCCCUCUUCCGCUGUCCAUCAGUCAGCCCAUCAGUCUGGGAGUCUACACCGGCUCAGCGGUGCACCCCUCCCCAGCCUCGGGCGCUGCGCAGGGAGAGGCAGGGCGUUUGCAGCGCCCAGCCCGCGCCCCACGCCCGCAGCAGACAGCAGCGCCUGCGCCCGCGGCCCCCAGCCUGUGUGCGGGAGUCGCGGAGGCCAAGGCGCGGCACGAUCUCUUGCUCCCUCGCCCGCUCUCUGCGCUCAGGAAAAGCCAAGCCGGGAAGCCCUAGCGACCUGUCUUCCAAGAUGAAGAAGCUCCAGGGAGCUCACCUCCGCAAGCCUGUCACUCCAGACCUGCUGAUGACCCCAAGCGACCAGGGCGAUGUAGACCUGGACAUGGACUUUGCCGCAGACCGGGGGAACUGGACAGGCAAGCUGGACUUCCUGCUGUCCUGCAUUGGCUACUGUGUCGGCCUGGGGAACGUCUGGCGUUUUCCCUAUCGAGCCUACACCAAUGGAGGAGGCGCCUUCCUUGUACCCUACUUCCUCAUGCUGGCCAUCUGCGGCAUCCCCCUCUUCUUCCUUGAGCUCUCUCUGGGCCAGUUCUCCAGUCUGGGACCCCUGGCUGUCUGGAAAAUCAGCCCGCUCUUCAAAGGUGCCGGUGCGGCCAUGCUGCUCAUCGUGGGCCUGGUGGCCGUCUACUACAACAUGAUUAUCGCCUACGUGCUCUUCUACCUCCUCGCCUCCCUCACCAGCACCCUGCCCUGGGAACACUGCGGCAACUGGUGGAACACGGACCUCUGCCUCGAGCACAGAGGCUCCACAGAUGGCAACGGGGCCCUGCCCCUCAACCUCACCAGCACUGUCAGCCCCAGCGAGGAGUACUGGAGCCGCUACGUCCUCCACAUCCAAGGAAGCCAGGGCAUCGGAAGUCCCGGGCACAUCCGCUGGAACCUCUGCCUUUGCCUGCUGCUCGCCUGGGUCAUCGUGUUCCUCUGUAUCCUCAAGGGUGUGAAGUCCUCGGGCAAGGUGGUGUAUUUCACGGCCACGUUCCCCUACCUCAUUCUGCUCAUGCUGCUGGUCCGUGGAGUCACCCUCCCUGGGGCCUGGAAGGGCAUCCAGUUCUAUCUUACCCCUCAGUUCCACCACCUGUUGUCUUCCAAGGUGUGGAUCGAAGCUGCUCUUCAGAUCUUCUACUCCUUGGGUGUGGGCUUCGGGGGGCUCCUCACCUUUGCCUCCUACAACACAUUUCACCAGAAUAUCUAUAGAGACACCUUCAUUGUCACCCUGGGCAACGCCAUCACCAGCAUCUUGGCUGGCUUUGCCAUCUUCUCCGUGCUGGGCUACAUGUCUCAGGAGCUGGGUGUACCUGUGGACCAAGUAGCCAAAGCAGGCCCUGGCCUGGCCUUUGUCGUCUACCCACAGGCCAUGACCAUGCUGCCUCUGUCACCCUUCUGGUCCUUCCUGUUCUUCUUCAUGCUGCUGACUCUCGGCUUGGACAGCCAGUUUGCCUUCUUGGAGACCAUUGUGACAGCUAUUACGGACGAGUUCCCAUACUACCUUCGGCCCAAGAAGGCUGUGUUCUCGGGGCUCAUCUGCGUGGCCAUGUACCUGAUGGGGCUGGUCCUCACCACAGAUGGGGGCAUGUACUGGCUGGUCCUUCUGGACGACUACAGCGCCAGCUUCGGGCUGAUGGUGGUGGUGAUCACCACGUGCCUUGCCGUCACCAGGGUGUAUGGCAUCCAGAGGUUCUGCCGGGACAUCCACAUGAUGCUGGGCUUCAAGCCGGGCUUCUACUUCAGGGCCUGCUGGCUGUUCCUGUCCCCAGCCACGCUCCUGGCCCUGCUGGUGUAUAGCAUCGUCAAGUACCAGCCCUCAGUGUAUGGCAGCUACCGCUUCCCAGCCUGGGCGGAGCUGCUGGGCAUCCUGAUGGGCCUGCUGUCCUGCCUCAUGAUCCCAGCUGGCAUGCUGGUAGCCGUGCUUCGAGAGGAGGGCUCGCUCUGGGAGCGGCUUCAGCAGGCGAGCCGGCCGACCAUGGAUUGGGGCCCAUCACUGGAGGAGAACCGGACAGGCAUGUACGUGGCUACACUGGCUGGGAGCCAGUCACCCAAGCCAUUGAUGGUGCACAUGCGCAAGUACGGGGGCAUCACCAGCUUCGAGAACACGGCUAUCGAAGUAGACCGUGAGAUUGCAGAGGAGGAGGAAUCCAUGAUGUGAGACGGAAAGAAGGCAGACACCAGGCCCUGUCGGCCCCCAAGGGGAGCGGCACACCCUCUGGGGUUCUGAGAGGCCUGAGCCUGUUGGAGGCUGCCAUGGUGAUGCUGGUCCCCAAAGCAAGUCCUUCUUUGUGACCUCUGCCUCUCCCAAAACCUCUGUCUGCUCCCUACACACACACAGACAUUCAAAGCUGAGAUGAGCCAGCUCAGCCCUUCCUUCAUAGACAGACAGACUGAGGCCAAGGAGAAGGGACUUACCCAAGGUCACAUGGCAGACGGGACUGGACCCCAGGCCUCCUAACCAGCUAGCUCCCUUUCUCACAUGGCAGCUGGCACCACCCGCUCAUCUCUGUUCAGGACUCAGUCCCCUCUCUUUCCCUAAGGGAGCCUGCCCCAUACACUUCAAUGCAGCCAGAAUCUGGAGCUGGGCAGGGACACUUGGGUGUCCCAAGGUUCGUGAGGCCCCAUCAAGGGUUAGCAAGUCAAGUGGGAGAAAGAUCCCCAUGGGGUCACGGGUGCAGGCCAAGUUUCGUAAAGGAGGUGGGGCCUGAGGCCCUGGAGGAUGGGCAGAUUUGGAGAGAGAGAAAAAAAGAGGAGGGCAGGUUGGGGACGGCCUCUGACCAAGGCGCUCACAGCCAAGGUGGGGUUAGAAUAUGGCCCUCUUUUCCUCCCCUGGGGCCAGGAGGCAGUCCAGGGAGUGACCAAGGGCACGUGAGCAGGGAGAAUGGUGGGAGAAGCAAGUGUUUUCAGGUUACAACAGGAUUCGGGUACGAAUGAAGACUGAGGGGGUGGGGGAGGGAGGGACAUGGGCAGGCAGGCCAUUUGCAUGACCCUGUGCUUUAGACAGAAUAUAUUUCUGGCUCAGAGCACCGGGCAGAGGUGGGAAGCCUGCUGAGGACAGAGCAUAGGGGCCAAUGCCUAAGCUGGGGUGUUAAGCGGGUGGGGGGAAGGGAAAGGAGGAGGACCCCACAACUUCCCUCACUGGACCCCACUUCCUCCUGUGCAGGGAGCCACGGACAAGAUUAGGACUGGGGGAGGGGGUACCUGCCCUGCCCCGUGGAGGUGGAGACAAGGGGUCACAGUCAGGACCUAGGGUCCCCCUCCUCCCCUCUUCCUUGUCCUGGCAGCCCUCACUGUCUCCACCAGCUCCAGGCAUUGCUGGGGAAUUGACCUUGGCUAUGGACUACCAGGCAACUAAGAGACUUGGAGCUGGUUCACACACAUGACUGUCUGGUCCCAAUGCUGCCCACUCUGCUUCAGCAUGCGGGUCCCUGGGCGUGGACAUGAGGGUAGAGGCAGAGAGCAACCGACACCCCAGGCCUGUGACCUGGGGACAGGUUGCCCAGAGACUUUGGCAUCUGCAAACCCCAGGCAUGGGAGGGGCUGCCCUAGGGUCCCUCCGUCCCUGAAGGAUGAGGGUGGGGUGGGAAAAUGCCUGAGCAGGUUCCCUGCACAGGGCGUCCUCUGUGGGGCAGGGCGGCCUGGAGCAGUUGUCCAGCCUCUGCUCUCUCUCUCCCCCAAUGUCUCCCCAACUCAUCUGUGUCCUGUUGGCUUAUUGUUAAUAAACACCAGUGAAGUCAU